Rhizophagus irregularis DAOM 181602=DAOM 197198 is the source of this 861-nucleotide messenger RNA. Lineage: Eukaryota; Fungi; Glomeromycota; Glomeromycetes; Glomerales; Glomeraceae. The record is from RefSeq and is a predicted model, not a curated record.
UUUGGAAAAAGUGGAAAUGCCAUUAUAGAUGAUUUUAUUCUUAAAAAUAGAUUAAAAUGGAUUCCUUAUAACAAAUUUAAAAAUGUUGAGUAUCUUAAUGAAGGAGGAUUUGGUACUAUAUACAAAGCUAUUUGGUUAAAGAAUAAUAGAGAUAAAGAAGUAAUUCUUAAAUGUCACAAGAAUUUAGAUGAAAAUUUGAAUAAAUUUUUAGAAGAAUGGAAAUAUCAUGAAAAGUGUUUAAGUUCAAAUAAUAUUAUAUUAUUUUAUGGAUUCACAGAAGAUCCAAAUACAUCAAAAUAUAUGGUAGUAAUGGAUUAUGCAAAUAAAGGUAAUUUAAGAGAAAAUUUAACAAGAAUAGUCAAAAAUAAUUGGAAUCAAAAGUUACAUAUGUUGUACGAAAUUAUUUCUGGACUUAGUAAGAUACAUGGAGAAAAACUUAUUCAUUGUGAUUUUCAUGAUGGUAAUAUUUUAAAUCAUGUUUAUGAUGGGGAUAGUGAUAAAAUUUAUAUUAGUGAUUUAGGAUUAUGUCAACCUGUAAAAUCGUUUUUGAAAAAGUAUGAUAUUUAUGGUGUUAUACCAUUUAUGGCUCCUGAAGUUUUAAGAGGCAAACCUUAUACUCCAGCUAGUGAUAUAUAUAGUUUUUCUAUGAUUAUGUGGGAGUUUACAUCUGGAAUACCACCAUUUAAUAAUAGAGCGCAUGAUUUUCAACUUAGUUUAAGUAUCUCUAAAGGUGAACGACCUGAAAUUAUUGAAAAUACUCCACAAUGUUAUGUAGAUUUAAUGAAAAAAUGUUGGAAUGAAGAUCCAUUAAAAAGACCAGUUUCUAUAGAAUGAAGAAUUAAAAAGCAACAUUAUGGAAUU